Dicentrarchus labrax (European seabass) is the source of this 7208-nucleotide messenger RNA. Its product is annotated as membrane-associated guanylate kinase, WW and PDZ domain-containing protein 1-like. Gene Ontology annotation, biological process: signal transduction. NCBI's taxonomy places the organism in Eukaryota, Metazoa, Chordata, Actinopteri, Moronidae. Gene Ontology annotation, cellular component: cytoplasm. The record is from RefSeq and is a predicted model, not a curated record. Gene Ontology annotation, molecular function: protein binding.
CACACACGCACACACUUAUUGCCUGUAUGAGAGAGAGAGGGAGGAUGGUAGAGAGACAUUAACUCGUCAUUGCUUUCAGUGUAUAGUAAAGCUCCAUUAAGCUGCUACCUGCGGGCACGCACACGCACACACAUAUGCAAACACACAUGAGUUGUGUGUGUGUGUGUGUGUGUGUGUGUGUGUGUGUGUGUGUGUGUGUGUGAUCUUUGCAUUUUUACCUGCAGUGGACAUCACGCACUGUCACGCAUGCACGCGCCUCUCGCAGCGCACGCACGCUCACGCACGCAGCAGCACCGAGGGAGCGAUCAAUACACUAAAAGCCCGGAGAGGAUUUUAACGGGAGCGGAGGACGGAGGAGAACCGGAGAAAGAACGGCAGCAUUAUGAAGCUCGGCCGCCAUGUCUAAAGCGACGGUGAAGAAGCUGCACUGGCGCUCCAAGGUCCAGGAGAGCUUCGUCCCGCUGGGCGGCGGCUCCGGAGAGCUGGGUCUGGCCAUCGGGGGCGGGGCCGACUACGGCGAGUUCCCAUUCGUCACGGCAGCCCACGGGGGCGGGGCCACUGUGGGCGACAUCAUCUUAGAGAUCGGGGGGACGCCCGUGUUAGGGAUGACCCUCGGUGAUGUCAGAGGAGUCCUCAACUCUUGUCCUCAUCCAAUCAGAAUCAAGACUGUCUCACCAGGUUCGUCCCUCUGUAAGGACCUCAGGUUGUACCUCAGUAAGUGUUUCACUCCGGGCUCCAUGGACAGUCAGCUGCAGCAGCUCAUCAGAGAGAACCUGUACCUGCGAGCUGUACCCUGUACGACCCGGCAGCCUCGGGAUGGCGAGAUUUCAGGCGUGGACUACAACUUUGUGUCCAUCGAGGAGUUUUUCUCUCUGGAGGAGUCCGGAGCUCUGCUGGAGAGCGGCAAGUUCAAAGGGAACUACUAUGGGACACCCCGCCCGGUCCACAUCGGUCCGGAGAGUCCACCAAUCACGUACCAGGAACACCGAAACCUGCUGAGGAACUUCAGGACGAGGAGCAAAUCUCUGAGCAACCUGGAGAAAGCUGUGGAGGAAGGAGACAACAGUGAGGAGGACAGCGGACUGUCGGGGGGUUCAGCCAGAGUCCCGCCCACCAACCUGCCUCUCAGCCAAUCGUGGGAGUCGGCGGUGGGGAGUCGGGAGGGAACAGAGAACGGAGGAGGAGGAAGAGGAGGAGGGAGAGGAAGAGGAAGAGGAGCAGGAGGAGCAGGAGGUCCGCUGCCUGAAAACUGGGAGCUGGCGUUCAGUGAUUCAGGAGAGCCGUACUACAUUGAUCAUAACUCAAAGACGACCAGCUGGCUGGAUCCUCGAACUCAGAACAAAGAGACUACUUCCUGUACAGAACUCCCAGAGUUCACAGAGCAGCCUAGUCAGCUGAAGGGUUACUCCAUCCACACUCGGCUCUCCAAAGGUCCUAGAGGUUUCGGCUUUAACAUCGUGGGAGGAAGUCGACCCAGGGAGUUCCUGCAGGUGUACAGUGUCACACCUGGAGGCCCGCCAGCACUGAACACAGCGGACAUCCUCGUCUACAUCAAUGACAGCUGUGUGCUGGGUCGCUCUCAUAAAGAGGUGGUGGAGAUGCUGAAGUCAGUGCCGAUGGGUCAGAGCGUGGACGUGGUGCUGAGGAGAGGAUACCCGAUGCUUUAUAACCCCGAUGGAUGUCCAAAACAGAGUCUGGAGACGCAGCCACAAACUUCCAACGAGCCCCCCAACCCCCCCAAUAUGAAUCGUGGCCUGACACACCUCACCUACAGCCGAACGCUCGACGCCAAUGGCAGUACACCAGGACUGUGCCAAACCCCGCCCUCCUACUCCUCUCCAAUGACAAACGGGCUGACCGGCCCACCGACACCCACUUCCUCUGAUGCCCCACUGGGUCCACCACCCCUUCCAGAAAGGACAGCAGCCAAUCACAGUGACUCUGAUGGCGGCGUGUCCAAUGCUGGAACACGAAGGUCUUCUCUGAUUCCCUACAACAGCAGCACUCUCCCCGCCCUCUCCUCCUCCUCCCUCUUCCACCAUCAGAGCUCCAAAUCUUCAGAGAGCGACUUGUCCACGUCAACACUCCCCAUCUCCUCUUCCACACUCCCCAUCGCCUCCUCAUCCUCCCACACUCUGUCCAAACUUCCCCUUUCUCAACCAGAGACGGGUCUCCUCCAAAACUCUACCAGCCCCACUACUGCUAACAACCCCACCUCCUCCUCCACACCUUCUGGUGCUCCUGUGCAGCGCCCACUGAUGCCCCAGACUACCCUCGCCCUGACCCCACCCAGAGACGUCCCACCUUGCGGCUUUAACGGUUGUCCAGCCAAUCACCAAUCACCCUCCCCAGCGUCCAGAGGAAACCCAGGGCUGGUGCUUCCCCUUGGUGUGGGGUCUCCUGCGUCAACUCCUGGUGGGGAGCUCGUACCGGUGGCUCUCGGACGCAGCGAGAGUGGAGGGCUGGGGUUCAGCGUAACGGCAGGGGGGCAAGGAGGUCAGCUGGCGGUGGUAAGGCGGGUCUGGGAUCGAAGGCACUGCCCCUCUCUGCAGCCGGGGGAUGCUAUCGUAAAGAUCAACGGAGCAGACGUACAGAGCCUCAGCUUCUCCCAGGUCCAGAGAGUCCUGCAAGAACACACCAAACAGGGAGAGGUGGUGCUCCUGGUCUACAGAGGAGGUCCUGUCUCUUCACCAGCCGUCACCCCCAACCUCUACAAGCCCCUCCCCUCCCCACACAGCCAGGUCUCCCCCUCUUCCUCCCACCCCCAGACUUUAGCCGACUUGCCUUCCCAGUCCACGGGUGCCUUGGUGGGGGGCGUCCCCCCACUGAACCAGGCCGGCUUGGCCCCGGAGAGUCCCCAGGAGGAACACCUACCAGCCCCAGGAACCCACCAAGGGGCCCCUCCUGCCCAGGCACCAAACGGGCCCCAGGCCUCAGCCCUCAUCCAGAGCACCAGCUUCUUGGACUCGGUUCCUGUGAUGCUGACCUUAGAGCCUCGAGAUUUGCUGGGAGUAGAGGAGAGCGCCGGCGGGCCUCCUCCCACCAGAGGGGAAGGAGCGCUGGGAGCAGUGUCCAAAGACGCAAGAGGAGGAGUAAAGACAGUGGAGGUGGAGCUGAGGAGGAGGCCAGGAGAAGGCUUUGGAUUUGUCAUCGCCUCUCAGGAAGUGACCAACGGGGCUUCCCUGAUGUCCCACCGGUUUGUGACGGUGCGUCGUGGCAGCCCGGCAGAUCGCAGUGGGCAGAUUCAGCCCGGAGACCAGCUGGAGGCGGUGGAGGGUCGGCCGGUCGGAGGUCUGCAGCACCGGGACCUGGCCCAGAUCCUGAGGAGGGCCGGUAACACGCUGAGACUGAGCAUCACGCCGAGACACCACUCCUCCCUGUCAGAAGGAGCAGAUUUGGAUAUUGACAGUCGGUUGAUGAAAGGAUCCAGAGGGAGGUCAAAGGGCGAGUCCAGGUUCUACAGUGUGGAUCUGGAACGAGGUCCUACAGGUUUUGGGUUCUCUCUGAGGGGGGGCAGCGAGUACAACAUGGGACUAUAUGUACUGGGACUGAGAGGGGGGCCGGCCCAACGCAGCAACAAGAUCCAGGUGUCGGACCAGCUGGUGGAGAUCAACGGGGACAGUACAUCAGGGAUGACUCACAGUCAGGCUGUGGAGCAGAUCAGGAGAGGAGGACAUCGAAUCCACCUCGUCCUCAAGAAAGGAAACGGAUACGUACCCGACUACGGCCCUGAGGAAGGAGCCCUCUCCCCCUCCUCCUCUUCACACACAGAGGAGCAGGAUGUGAAACCAGUAACCAUGACAACCGCCUCCCUCAGCCAGCCGAGGGGAGGAGGAGAUGGUACAGGAGGAGGAGAAGGAGGAGGAGAGAGGAGGAGGACCAGGAGAGAGGGAGAAACCAAACGAAGAACAGGAGGUGGAGGAGGAGGGUUAGGGCCUCCUGAUCUGGACCUGGACAUAGUGGAGGAGGAGGCAAGGAAGGAGGAGAGGAGGAAGGAUGAGGUGGAGGAGAGGAGGAGAAAAAGUCAGACUGUCAGGCCGAAGGAGAAGCGGGGCAACCAGAGGGAGCAGGGGAGGAGGAGCAGGAGCUUACCCAGGACCGGUGCUCGAUCCUGGGACACGUCUCUGUCGGUGGAGAGGGUGGAGGUGGAGGAGUCCGGAGGGAGAGCGGGGGAGAGGAGGAGGAGUGAGACGAAGGGUAGGAGGAGGGUGACAGAAGAGGAGAGAGACGACAGCACCACCAGCCAUGCAAAGCAUUCUGGGAGCCCAGCUACACAUCAGAGGGCAUUGUUCUCCUUCCUCAUGCCGAUGGACGCCGCCGCCGCCGCCGACCGCCGGCGUCUGUCUGACAGCGAAUCAGCAGCCAGCUACUCCGAGAGCUGAGCUUCCAGUGUACGGAGAGUCGGAGAGUCCAAAACAGAUCCCUUUUGGGAUGACUCCCGCAAGGAAACAGUAUAAACUGCGUUACACACAGUUAGCAUCCAGCUGUUAAUACACUGUGGACACAUUGUAGCAACAAAGCUAAGUUAACGAGACUGCUUCAUUUUUUCUCUUUAAUAACUUUUUCACAACGAAGAACAAAACGUGACGUAAACAGAGAAGCUAGCGAGUUAGCAGUUAGCUCGCCAGCUAGCCCUGUGAGUCGUUACCAAACUCAGAACCAAAUAUUUGUAUUUGUUGUUACAGAUUAUUGAUACGUGAUUGGCUGUUUGGAACCAGCUUCAUGGUACCAGUAAUCAGGAUCACUGAUGUGGGACUGAUGCAGGUCAUCUUCAUCUUCAUCUUCAUCUUUCUAACUUUAAACUCGUAUGCAAACAACAGGAGAACCUUCGUCGCCUCCGAGACGCGUCCUGGCGUCUGUGAUUCUGUACUCUGAGCAUGUGAAUAUCACUGGAAUGAUUUUUUAUUUUUAUAACCUGUAAAGGCUCAAUGACAUUAUUGUUCUUAUUGUUAUUGUUAUUAUUAUUAUUAGAGAGUAAAUAGAGAUGAUCUGAUUUGCCUGCUUGCUUGUAAAAAAGAGGAAAAAAACCCUUUGCCCUGAUGAUGUAACAGCCAUACACACACACACACACACACACACACACACAUUCAGGUCCAGCUGUGGUCCUGUUGACUGUCAAUAACAUCGCCACGGCAACCCGGCCGGCCUGUUCCUAUAGCAACAGCCACGGCGGAGCAGAACUCUGCGGCCGACGCGGCCGACGACCCGCAGCUCUGGAUCAUAACAAGUGCCUCGUUUGAUUUCAGCCUUCGUCCUGCAAACUGACGCCGAGGCUGCCGGCGGACCCCGCCACUACACAACCGACCCGCCACUUCCUGUCACACCUCAUCAAACAGCGCCAAGUCCUUCCGUACACCGCCGCGUCCCGUUAACAUUUCCCACAGCCCGAAGUCCAACAGCUGGUUUUAUUCUGAAAUCCAAAGAGAUUCAGUAAAUACAUUGAUCGGAUUUCCACAGCUGAGACGCUGGUUGUAACUAAUAACUACAAUUAUUUCUCAGUUAUCAAAAGAGUUACAAAUUAAUUGAUCAGCUAAUUGAUUAAUUGUUGGUCAGUUGCUGUUUUUGACAUUUUUUACAUCUGCAGCAUUUUCUGCUGGAGCUGAUUCUAAAGAUCAAUAUCAGACCGAUCAGACAUUACUGAAACUAAUUAAUGUUAAUUAACCCUUCCUAAGACCCUCGGUCAACUUCCUCUUCUCCUGUACUUAGAUAGAUAUGCUAUGUGCUAAGCUAAUCUAUGUUGUUUUAAUGGAUCAAAGAUAAAUACAGUCAUAUCUUAAGUUAGCUAAAGUUAGCAGAACUCUAGCUAACGAACAAUUGAUGUAAAUUAGCCACUUUUUUGCAAACAUUAGUUUUCAGAUGUUACAAGUUAGCUCUGAUUAAUGUAUGCAAGUUAGCUAGUUAGCUAGAGUUUUGCUAACUUUAGCUAACUUAAGAUAUGACUGUAUUUAUCUUUGAACCAUUAAAACAACAUAGAUUAGCUUAGCACAUAGCAUAUAGCAUAUCUAAGUACAGGAAAGGAGGAAGUUGGUUAACCAAAGAUUGUUUAUGAGAUAAAAGAAGCUUCACUCUGUAACGCUGCUGUUAAAUCAGAGUGAGACAUGUCUCACCUAUCUCCACAUCCUUCUUUUUUAACCUCAUUUUCCUGUCUGUCUGUCUGUCUGUCUGUCUGCACUCACACUACAACUCCCACACACCCUUGCGCUACCCUUUAGCCCCGCCCCCUCAGCCAGCUCUUUCUGUGGGCAUUUGGAUCUUUGUCUUCUAUGCAUUUUCUUAGACUGGUUGCCGGUGAUUGAUUUCUCUGAUCGGUUCUGAUCAGCAGCCGAUUGGAGGCUCACUGGAGCCUGGACUCUGAUUCUAAUGACGGGUCUGAAUAUUCAGGUUCUGGUCCAAAGACGACUGAGGUCUGAACAGGAUCCAACGGUUUCUCAUCAGAUGUGCUCCCAGACAGCAGGAGGAGUUUGAAGGAGGAGUUUGAAGGAGGAGUUUGAAGGAGGAGCACAUCGAACUGACUGUUGGUUUAAUAAAGAAGAGUUGAAUGCCCCUGAGCUAACUGUUAGCUCGCUAACUCGCCGGCAGUGUCAUUUAACAAACAAACGUUAAAAACAAACAUUUAUUCACUUUUACAAGUGAAAUCGUUUCAUUUCUGUGUGUUACCAGCUGGACAGGGUUAGCUUAGCUUAGCAUAAAGACUGGAAACAGGUUGCCUGGCUCUGUCCAAAGUUUAAAAAUACCCCUACCAACACCUAAAGCUAAACUGAGAAACAUUAGCUCAAAGCAGGCUUUCUUGCGCUAGUUGUUUACCCCUACUUAUGCUAAGCUAGGCUAACCAUGUCCUGAAUCCAGUUCUUUACACAGACAUGAGACUCUGAAAGAAAGAAGAUGAAACUAUUUCCCAAAGUUUGGAACUAUUCGACCUUACAACUGACCCGUCAUAAGGCCCGCCCCUUUUUGCUCUGAGAUCCAAUCACAGUUGAUGCUACAUGCUAGGCUAAUCUAUGUUGGAAAGACUUUUAUUGGUUCAAAUAUCAAAGAGACAAAUAUAUCACACACACACACACACACACACACAGAGACACACACACACACACACACACACACACACAGAGACACACACAGACACAGACACACACACACACACACACACACACACACACACAGAGACACACACACACACACACACACACACACACACACACACACACACA